Messenger RNA from Myotis daubentonii (Daubenton's bat), 1878 nucleotides. RefSeq names its product S-adenosylmethionine decarboxylase proenzyme 1. Gene Ontology annotation, biological process: spermidine biosynthetic process; spermine biosynthetic process. Lineage: Eukaryota; Metazoa; Chordata; Mammalia; Chiroptera; Vespertilionidae. The record is from RefSeq and is a predicted model, not a curated record. Gene Ontology annotation, molecular function: adenosylmethionine decarboxylase activity; putrescine binding. Gene Ontology annotation, cellular component: cytosol.
UAUAGCCGGCGACAUUAGCUAGCGCUCGCUCAGCUCGCUCUCUAACGGGGGAACAGCGGACUACAAGAGACUGAACUGUAUCUGCCUCUAUUUCCAACAGACUCACGUUCAACUUUUCGCUCACACACAUACAAAAGCCGGGAAAAUUUUAUUAAUUCUUUUUUUAAAAAAAGUUAAUAUAAAACUGUAGCAAAAAAAAAAAAAAAAAAAAGGAACCUGAAACAGCUGGAACAAUCCGCAGCAGCGGCGGGAGAAGAGAUUUAAUUUAGUUGAUUUUCUGUGGUUGUUGGUUGUUCGCUAGUCUCACGGUGAUGGAAGCUGCACAUUUUUUCGAAGGGACCGAGAAGCUACUGGAGGUUUGGUUCUCCAAGCAGCAAGCCGACGCGAGUCAAGGAUCGGGGGAUCUUCGCACCAUCCCAAGAUCCGAGUGGGACAUACUUUUGAAGGAUGUGCAAUGUUCAAUCAUAAGUGUGACAAAAACUGACAAGCAGGAAGCUUAUGUACUCAGUGAGAGUAGCAUGUUUGUCUCCAAGAGACGUUUCAUUUUGAAGACAUGUGGUACCACCCUCUUGCUGAAAGCACUGGUUCCCCUGUUGAAACUUGCUAGGGAUUACAGUGGGUUUGACUCAAUUCAAAGCUUCUUUUAUUCUCGUAAGAAUUUCAUGAAGCCUUCUCACCAAGGGUACCCACACCGGAAUUUCCAGGAAGAAAUAGAGUUUCUUAAUGCAAUUUUCCCAAAUGGAGCAGCAUAUUGUAUGGGACGUAUGAAUUCUGACUGUUGGUACUUGUAUACUUUGGAUUUCCCAGAGAGUAGGGUAAUCAGUCAGCCAGAUCAAACCCUGGAAAUUCUGAUGAGUGAGCUUGACCCAGCAGUUAUGGACCAGUUCUACAUGAAAGAUGGUGUUACUGCAAAGGAUGUCACUCGUGAGAGUGGAAUUCGUGACCUGAUACCAGGUUCUGUCAUUGAUGCCACAAUGUUCAAUCCUUGUGGGUAUUCGAUGAAUGGCAUGAAAUCGGAUGGAACUUAUUGGACUAUUCACAUCACUCCAGAACCAGAAUUUUCUUAUGUUAGCUUUGAAACAAACUUAAGUCAGACCUCCUAUGAUGACCUGAUCAGAAAAGUUGUGGAAGUCUUCAAGCCAGGAAAAUUUGUGACCACCUUGUUUGUAAACCAGAGUUCUAAAUGUCGCACAGUGCUUUCUUCGCCCCAGAAGAUUGAAGGUUUUAAACGUCUUGAUUGCCAGAGUGCUAUGUUCAAUGAUUACAACUUUGUUUUUACCAGUUUUGCUAAGAAGCAGCAACAGCAGCAGAGUUGAUUAAGAAAAAUGAAGAAAAAACGCAAAAAGGAAACACACAUAAAAGAAGGUGGUGGCUGCUUUUUAGAUAUUGAUACCGGGGGCCAUGCUUUCCACAACCACCACCUUGUAGUUGCAGAAAGCCCUAGAUGUAAUGAUAGUGUAAUCAUUUUGAAUUGUAUGCAUUAUUAUAUCAAGGAGUUAGAUAUCUUGCAUGAAUGCUCUAUUCUGUGUUUAGGCAUCCUGUGCCACUCUUGCUGUGAAAUUGAAGUGCAUGUAGAAAAAAACUUUUACUAUAUGAAACUUUACAACACUUACGACAACAAUUCAAUUUGGUUUAUGCACAGUGUAAUAUUUCUCCAGGUAUCCUCCAAAAUUCCCCACAGACAAGGCUUUCGUCCUCAUUAGGUGUUGGCCUCAGCCUAACCAUCUGGGACUGUUCUAUUAAAUUGCUGCCAGGAUGUUACAUCCAGUUACCUCCAAUUUCUAGGACAUAUUCUCUACUAAUGUUAUUGAAAACAAUUUCUACUUCAUUCAGAUGUUUUUUUCAAUGGCAAUUAAAGUUUUUCUUCCACGAAAAAAA